Messenger RNA from Cyphellophora europaea CBS 101466, 1119 nucleotides. RefSeq lists its product as uncharacterized. The transcript has 2 exons. Lineage: Eukaryota; Fungi; Ascomycota; Eurotiomycetes; Chaetothyriales; Cyphellophoraceae. Gene Ontology annotation, molecular function: NAD binding. The coding region runs from base 1 to 1119 and encodes 372 amino acids. The record is from RefSeq and is a predicted model, not a curated record.
AUGGCAGUCUCACAGUUACAACAGACUCGCCGGCCGCGCGUGGCAGUCACUCUGGGGGAUGCAGCUGGCAUUGGGCCCGAGCUGGUCGCCAAGCUCUUGAGCAACCAGGAAAAUCUGAAGAAGGCAGACAUCCUAAUUCUAGCUGACCGGGGAGAAUUCGAUGCCGCAAGAGCCGACGCUGGUGGCGUGGACGUUCAGGUAGCCGACGUUGCUGGGCCCGACGGCGUCCAAAUACUGCACGACAACAGCUCGCCAAGCCAACCGCUGAGUCGCUCUGAGGUGCACAAAGGGAACGGAGAGAGGUGCAUCCACCAGCUGAGGCGGGGACUGGACCUGGCGCGGGCCGGAGCGGUCGAUGCGAUCGUGUUUGCGCCACUAAACAAGUCCUCGCUCAAGAAGGCCGGCAUGACGGAAGAAGACGAGCUGCGGUGGUUCGCGAAACAGCUCGACUUCGCCGGCACGACGAGUGAGAUCAAUAUUGCCGGACCUUUAUGGACGGCGCGGGUGACUAGCCACGUUGGUGUCGAGAAGGUUGCGGGGAUGGUCACCAAGGAGUCCACGCUCAAAGCCAUCGAGCUGCUGAACCGACUAAGAUGGGAGUCAGGCAUCGAGGCCCCCAGACUGGGUGUGUGCGCUCUGAAUCCACACAACGGCGAGAAUGGCAACUUUGGACGCCACGAAAUCGACCACAUCGCUCCUGCCGUCAAGGAGGCACAGACUUGGGGCAUCAACGUGCAGGGGCCCUUCCCCUGCGACACCAUCUUCCUGAAGCGCAGCAACUUCGACGGUAUCGUCACCAUGUACCACGACCAAGGGCAGAUCGCCAUCAAGUUACUGUCUUUCGAAGGUGGUGUCACGGUCCAGGGCGGCUUGCCUAUCGUGAUCGCGACGCCCGCUCACGGGACCGCUUUUGAUAUCGUGGGGAAGAACCAGGCGAGUGUUACUAGCACACAGAACGCGUUUGAUGUGGCGGUGACGAUGGCGUCGAGGAAAAUCACGAAGCAAUCGGGGCCAGGAUCGGAUGAGAUUGCGUACGCAAAGACGCUGCAGGUCAAUGGGUCAGUGCUGGAGAAGAUGCUGCCGAAGGUGUCACAGGUUGAGGUUGCUUCUUGUUGUUAG